Anoplopoma fimbria (sablefish) is the source of this 1961-nucleotide messenger RNA. RefSeq names its product solute carrier family 43 member 3a (gene slc43a3a). Bases 228 to 1769 code for a protein of 513 amino acids. The transcript has 13 exons. The record is from RefSeq and is a predicted model, not a curated record. Lineage: Eukaryota; Metazoa; Chordata; Actinopteri; Perciformes; Anoplopomatidae. Gene Ontology annotation, molecular function: transmembrane transporter activity. Gene Ontology annotation, biological process: transmembrane transport.
GUCCCUGCACAAACGGACUGUAACGUUUGUUGGCUGCGUGUUUUGGACUGGGAAACUUUAAACCAGCAGAGAACUUCACUGCCCUGGACGUGCUGAAGGUACUCUAAAAGUCUGCUUUAAUCGGAGGAACAGCAAGCAAAAGAAAAAAAGGAGAAGACAACUUUCUCUGAGUACUAAAUUCACACUGGAAGUAAACCUGUUGGCGACCUGGAGAAAGGGAGUGAAGCAUGCAGAGGUACGACUCGCUUGGUACCCGGCUGCGCUACAGGCUGACUCUGGCCUCGGGGGUGCUGGAGUGUCUGGGCUUUGCCGGCGUGGUGUUUGGUUACGCUUCUCUGGUGUUUGUUCUGAAGGAGGAAGGCUACUUCAGUCAUCUGUGCGUCAGUGUCCCAGUUACCAACCGCACCCUAACAAGUUUAGACUGUAGUAGACAGGAUGAGCAGUUCUCUCUGGUCUUCACAAUCGCCUCGUUCCUCAACAACUUCCUCAACCUGGUCAAUGGCUACCUGUUUGAUCGAUUUGGCACCAUGGUAACAAGGCUGCUGGGAAUAUCUUUGUACACCAGUGGAACCCUUCUUCUGGCCUUCUCCAGUGCAGCAUUUUCAGAGCUGCUUUUCCCUGCCUUGUCCUGCAUCGCUGUGGGAGGAAUUCUGCUCCUUAUGACCAACAUGCAGGUGGGAAACUUGUUCGCUGCUCAUCGCUCCACCAUCAUCACCCUCUACAAUGGUGCCUUUGACUCCUCUUCUAGUGUGUUUCUAAUCAUCAAGGUUCUGCAUGAACAGGGAAUCUCUCUUCGCUCCUCCCUCCUUGUUUUGUCCUUCUGCAGCAUCAUACAUCUGGCGAGGACCUUCCUGCUGAUGCCGAGAGACGUCAUCCCCUACCCUCUACCACAACGCUACACCUACGGAUUGAAUUGUGGAAAAGCCAACACUUACAACGUGGAGCAGUUUGAGAAGAUGAGGGAUGGUGCCAUGACAGUUUCACAGGAGUCGAGUGGGAGUGAAGACAUGCAACCAGCGCUUGAGGACGGGACAGAUGCCCAAGACUCAGGAAAAGCAGCGAGUUUCCGGAGCUGUGUGCUGUCAUGGUUCUUCCUGUGGCACCUGUUGUGGUUGUCCAUAAUGCAGCUGAGGCACUACCUCUUCAUUGGCACACUCAACCCCAUGCUCAACCGGCUGGCCAACAAUGACCCCGACCUGGUGAGUCAGUACACCAAUGCUUUUGCUAUGAUCCAGCUGUGUGGAGUACUGUGUGCUCCCUUGAACGGACUCAUCAUGGACAGACACAAGAGAAAGCCUUUAGCUCCAGGAGAAACCGAGCAGGAGGCUGACCUGCACUCCUCCUCUCUGUCUCUCUUCCUGACCUCCCUGCAGUGCCUGCUGUUCUCUGGGUGCGCCUCCAUCCCUCUCCUCCCUCUGCAGUACCUCACCUUUGUUCUACAAGUCCUCAAUCGCUCCUUCCUAUACGGCGGAAACGCAGCGUUCAUUAGCAUUGCUUUUCCAGCCUGUCACUUCGGGAAGCUGUACGGCCUGGUGAUGUCCAUGUCUGCUUUGAUCUCUCUGCUGCAGUAUCCCUGCUUCACCCUGGUCAAAGGAGCUCUGGGUGGAGACCCCUUCUUUGUGGACAUUGCUCUGAUUGUCCUCAGUCUCCUGGUGUUUAUCCAUCCUGCCUACAUCUUUAUACACUGCAGGACAGUAGCCCGCCACAGAGAGGACAACGACCAGACGGAUGUUGAUAAUGGCUCCAAAACGGCUGAAGUCAAGUUAUAAAGUGUAUAAGGUUUACUUUUCAGGAUUUCUUAGAGGAAACACAAUAUUUUUUACUUGCCUGUCUGUUCCUAUUCAGAUGGUUUAACUUGAACUACAACAUUUUGUAUAACCUUUUUUUAUCCAAGUGCACUGAAAUGUUUUUAAUGCUUGCUAGAACAGAUACAUGUAUACGUUUUUUAAAUGUUCUGCAUA